GGUGCCGCGAGCGUGGCCGGGGCCGCCCGAUCUCCUCCCGGGCUUUCGGGGCCGCGGAUUAGGACCUCGGCUGCACCCCCAGCUGGGCCCCGCCGGGAGAUCCGAGGGGGCGCCCCGAGGUUGCAUCCGACGCCCCCCAAGCCAGGAUGCGCAGGUAGGAAAGCAGCCCGAGCACGCGGGGACCCCGCGCUGACUUGGGUGCGGGCAGCGGGGCGCGCUCUCCCCCUCCCCGCCAUGCCCUCUGAGAGGCCCGACCUGCGAUCCUGCCCUUGGAAGCGUCGGAUCGGUGAUCUGCAGGACGCAGGGACUCCCAGCUCCGUCCCGGGCUGCUGAGAGGAUCCAAUGAGACGAUGCUGCUAAAGCUCUCGCCCUGAGCUCCAAGGUGCUCAAACAUUCCCAGGAGUCUGCAGGGCCAGCUCCCCUUUGAGAAGACGUAGAUUCCUUCACCCUAGCACUGCUGUGGUCUGAGCAGUGCCAACCUGACCCCUGUCGCAGGGAGCCCUGGAGAUGGGACCUGGAAGGCAGAGUGCACCUGCUGGCACCGGGGACCCCUGGCAUUGUGAAGACGCUCGUGGCGCUGGCAUGCAGACCCUCCACCUUCAGCACCGAUGCCCAGGCUACCGGGCGAAAGCCAGAGAGUCCUAUGUGGAUGAGACGUUGUUUGGCAGCCCUGCAGGCACCCGGCCUGCCCCGCCAGACUUUGAUCCACCCUGGGUGCAGAAGAAGAACAGAAGCAGAGGAAGUAGCACAGGAGUCUCACAGGCGUCCGCAGCCCCGGGGUGCAGUGAGGCCACCCCCUGCAGGGGCAGCACCCCAACACUCACACCAAGGAAGAAGAACAAAUACAGGCUCAUCCGCCACACCCCGACCUUCUGUGAUGAGUCGUUGUUCGGCCCCCCGCCUGGGGGGGUGCGCUGUGAGGCCUCCCGGAUGGCCAAAGGGGACCCCGCCAAGCUCCACGCCCUCUUCUGGACGCCACCAGCUACGCCCAGGAGCGGCCAUUCACCCCGCCCCAGGAACACCCCACUGAGAGCCGUUCACCCGGCCAGCACCUCCAAGACGGAGCUGGGGAUGGCCGCUGACUCCCAGAAGUCGUCCCUGGAUGGGUUUUCUGUCACCCACCUCAACCGCCCCAGCACCCUCCAGACCAAUGGGCCUCUGGACCCCAGGCCUUCUACCGCAGGGGUGGCCUGCCGGCACCCCCCGCUCUCCCCCCGGACUCGCUCUGCCAGUAUCUCAGUGCCAGCUGCCCCCCAGCCACGGGCGGCUACCCCGAAACCAAAGCCCCCUUGGAGGUGAAGUAGGUCUUAUCACAGAGCUUAGCUGGGCUCCUCUGGGAGACUAGUAUCUCCCGGGGACCCCUGUGGGAAGGGGGAUUUGGAUCUGAGGUUUCUGUCUGGCCCCGUUCACUAACAGUGCCAAGUUUGUCUUGGGCCCCACCCCAUCCAACCAGUCAGUGCCAAAGGUUUGCCUUUGGCCCCUCCCACCCUCCAAGCCAGCCUCAUCAGGACUUCCUUUCCUGGAGUCUGGGGGCCUGAGGAGUUAUCCUAGGCUCUGAGGGCCCAGAAGGCAGAAGGGCCUCCGGGUAAAGAGGCGCAGGUGUUGUUCAUUGUAACUUCAUGUAUUUAUUUCUGGAUAUUAAAUGUACCCGUAGGGCUGAGA
Molecule: messenger RNA, 1662 nt
Organism: Dipodomys ordii (Ord's kangaroo rat)
Lineage: Eukaryota; Metazoa; Chordata; Mammalia; Rodentia; Heteromyidae
Gene: Rita1
Product: RBPJ interacting and tubulin associated 1
Exons: 3
Coding region: 508-1299 (263 amino acids)
Biological process (GO): nuclear export; negative regulation of Notch signaling pathway; Notch signaling pathway
Cellular component (GO): cytoplasm; nucleus
Molecular function (GO): tubulin binding
Source: RefSeq, a predicted model, not a curated record